Messenger RNA from Aspergillus ibericus CBS 121593, 2946 nucleotides. RefSeq names its product cullin family protein. Gene Ontology annotation, cellular component: Cul3-RING ubiquitin ligase complex. The transcript has 4 exons. The record is from RefSeq and is a predicted model, not a curated record. Gene Ontology annotation, molecular function: ubiquitin protein ligase binding. Bases 220 to 2688 code for a protein of 822 amino acids. Gene Ontology annotation, biological process: ubiquitin-dependent protein catabolic process; protein ubiquitination. Lineage: Eukaryota; Fungi; Ascomycota; Eurotiomycetes; Eurotiales; Aspergillaceae.
UUCUUCUCGCUCCUGCAACUGUCCCGACUGAGCGUCCAGUGAUUGUUUACAGUGACAAGGGUUGAAGUACGACCUGGUGGUUUUCUUAAGUUCUUUUGAAAGGAUAGCUGGUUCGUUUGAUUGGGUGUCGUGGUGGAUACGUCACUCUGGCCUUUCCGGAGAUUUGCCCCGCGCGCUUUGGUUGUUUGACUUGGAUGGUAUCUGGUGAGGUGGGGAGUUAUGGCUUUGAGGGCGAGGCAGAAGAUUCGCGCUCCGCGUAGGGGCCUGACAGUCACCAAGACGGACGAUUUCGAGACAAAUUGGAAAGACUUGUCGACGUCGUUGAGGAAAAUUCACACCAAAGAUGCAUCCAACUUGUCCUUCGAGCAGUUAUACCGCAACUCAUACAAUAUUGUGCUGAUGAUGCGUGGAGAGGAACUAUACGAGCGGAUAAAAGUGCUGGAACGAGAAUGGUUGGAAGAAGAGGUGCAGAAGCGCGUGACGGCGUCGAUUUCGCCCAGUUUACUGCUGGCGACGCAUGUCGAUGUGCAAGAUCAGGCGAAUGAACGACGAGAGGCGGGAGAAAGGUUCCUCGCGGUGCUGAAGGAGGCGUGGGAGGAUCAUCAGCUUUGCAUGGGGAUGAUUACGGAUGUGCUUAUGUACAUGGACCGAGUCAUGUCGACGGACCACCGAAAACCAUCGAUUUAUGUUGUUGUCAUGGCAUUGUUUCGAGACCAUGUGCUUCGUUCGCCUAUCAGGCCGGAUACCAAGACGACCGUGUACGAUGUGCUCGAAUCGACCGUGCUGUUCAUGAUACAAUUGGAGAGAUCGGGGCACAUUAUCGACCGGCCACUGAUCAGGCAUUGCAUUUAUAUGCUCGAGGGUCUUUACGAGACGAUCACCGAGGAGGAGUCCUCGAAACUCUACCUGACUGUCUUUGAACCGGCAUUCCUGGAAGCCAGCAGGAAAUUCUACCAGGCCGAGGGACGGCGACUACUAGAGACCGGAGAUGCCGCCACAUUCUGCAAGAGUGCCAUGGAUCGUCUGUCAGAGGAGACUGAACGGUGUAUCGACACGCUGUCGUCGCUCACGGAGGCCAAGAUCAAAGACGUCCUGGAUAAUGAGCUGAUCAAGAACAACAUCGCCGAGGUGGUCAAGCUCGAAGGCACUGGGGCCAGGAACAUGCUGGACAAUGAUCGGAUAGACAACUUGCGAAGUAUCUACGUGCUCAGUGCGCGGGUCGACAGCAAAAAGACACCGCUCACGACUGCUGUGCAAAAGCGGAUUGUCGAGAUGGGCAGAGAAGUCAACGCCUCGGCGAUUGCAUCCGCAGCGCCCAGCAAGAAACCUGAAGCGGGCGAAAAGAAGCCCAGUGAGAAGGAGAAGCCGGUGAAUCUGCAGACGGUAGCUGCGAUCAAGUGGGUGGAUGACAUCCUCGCCCUCAAGGCAAAGUUCGACAAUAUCUGGCAGAAUGCGUUCCAGUGCGAUCAAGUCAUGCAAAGCGCUAUCACGAGCAGCUUCUCCGAGUUCAUCAACCUGUCCCAGGGUGCGGCUGACUCGCGCAGCUCGGAGUACCUGUCCCUUUUCUUCGAUGAGAACCUGAAGAAGGGCAUCAAGGGCAAGACGGAUAGUGAGGUUGACACAUUGCUGGACAACGGCAUCACUCUGCUGCGGUAUAUCAAAGAUAAGGACAUGUUUGAAGCAUAUUACAAGAAACAUCUAUCCCGUCGUCUGCUGAUGAAGCGCUCCGUGAGCAUGGACGCAGAGCGACAGAUGAUCUCGAAAAUGAAGAUGGAGGUUGGCAACCAGUUCACACAGCGUCUGGAGGCCAUGUUCAAGGACAUGACCAUCUCCGAGGACCUGACGUCGAGCUACAAAGAACAUGUCCGGCAAUCCAGUGACCCCGACCAGAAGAAGGUGGAAUUGGAUAUCAACGUGCUCACCAGUACGAUGUGGCCGAUGGAGAUCAUGUCCAACGUGCGAAGCGAAGACGUCCAGCUUUCCUGCAUCUUCCCCAAGGAGGUAGAAAGCGUCAAGCAAAGCUUCGAACAAUUCUACCUGGGCAAGCACAAUGGUCGUAAGCUGUCGUGGCAAGCCAGCAUGGGCACAGCCGAUAUCCGCGCGACGUUUCAACGAUCGAAUGGCAAGACCCAGCGCCACGAGCUGAAUGUCUCUACCUACGCCAUGAUCAUUUUGCUGUUGUUCAACGACGUGCCCGCGGGCGAGUCUCUCACCUACACCGAGAUCCAGGCCCAGACGCGUAUUCCUGACCACGAUCUAAUCCGCAACCUGCAAUCGCUUGCCGUGGCGCCCAAGACGCGAGUCCUCAAGAAAGACCCGAUGAGCAAGGACGUCAAGCCCACCGAUAAAUUCUUCUUUAACCACGACUUCCAGAGCCCGUUCAUGAAAGUCCGCAUUGGCGUAGUCAGCGGCAGUGCCAACAAGGUCGAGAACCAAGAUCAGCGAAAAGAAACCGAGAAGAAGAUGAGCGAAGAACGCGGCGCCAGCAUCGAGGCAGCUAUCGUCCGAAUCAUGAAACAACGCAAGACUCUCAUCCACUCGCAACUAAUGAACGAAGUACUCACGCAACUAUCCGCGCGAUUCGUCCCCGACGUGAACAUGAUCAAAAAGCGCAUCGAGAGUCUCAUUGACCGCGAGUAUCUGGAACGGGUGGAAGAAGACCCCCCUACGUACGGAUACGUCGCGUGACGUGCCAGCAGCAGCAGCCUGUUUCUUCUCUUCGCAACGGUUUCUUUCGUCUUUUCUCUGUGGGCGUUGAUCUCAUACGUGAGAGCAUGAUCUUGGACUUAGCGACGACGGCGCACGGUGGGAUAUGAAUGGAUCCGAUUAGCCAUAGAUCUUUGUCUUGUCAUACUAGUAUCUUAGGUAUAUGGUAUGCAGCGGAGUGCGAGGGAGUAGUUUGACGAGUGAUGGUAUUGAUAUGACAAUGGCAAGACUUAGUAUCUC